GUGGGUUACACUUGGAGACAGCACGUAGAGACAAACACUGACACCCACACAGAUUCCCAGGCCAGAUAUACAAGCUGCUAAUUAGUCCUCUGUCUGUCUGUACCACGACCGUAUAGAACUACUCACAGAGAAGGAGCCUUUCCGACGUGCCAAGAGGAAGAGGGAAUGGCCAUACCCAGGGUGUCCAACUCAAAUACCCCAUUCAUCGAAGUGAAGGGAGCUUCACUGUUGUCCUCUCUGGCGGAGGGGUACGUCGUGGAGGUGGAAGAGGACCUGUUAGUGCAGACUGUCCUCCCUACCCUGAGUCUGGUGAUGGAGCAGGGCACUGCUAAGCAGGUGGUCACAGGGACACACAACAACAGCGACCGGAUCCCUUGUGUCUCCAUCAUCGCCCAGGCAGAGGGUGAAGCCUCUCAAGAGUUCAGUCCUACGAGCACAGAAUGUGUCUACUCCAGAUAUCACCUGCUCAAAAGCCAAAGGUCUAUAGCAAAAACAAAUCCACCCGAGAGUGAUACCGACGAAGAGAACUACGUGGGUACCGCACGCAAAGUCCCGCGACACCGCAUUCGAAGGAAGCUCCGGCGAAGGGCUCAGGAAGGAAGACCGAGGGAGGAGGGUCAAGAGCCCCCGGUCAUCCAGGGCUUAUGGGUGCAGGAGAUUGACUGGUCCAAAUCAACCAACAGGGACAUGAGCUGGGCCUCGGAUACCAGUCAACAUACGCUGGACUCCCCCGUACAUAAAUUUUCAACCCGGGACCCUCAGAGUCCUGGUGACUGCUUGGAAGGUGCGUCAAGAUGUGUGGACGGCCUGUCGGACAUCUUCUACGAACUCACAGGUGUUCCCGACUCCUCUAGUGAAUCAGUGGGAGGGACUGACUCACCCUGCAGCCUAAAGAGUAUAUCUGACUCGGAAUCCAUCCACACUCAUGAGGGCGGGUCGGACUCUGUCUGCAGCCUGGUGGAUGUGUCGGACUGCCUCUCCAGCGUGAUGUGUGUUUCGGACGACUUCCUAGCACCAGUGGGUACCACAUCUGCCUGUAACUCCUCUUGCAGUCUGAUGGGUGUGUCUGACGCCCACAGCCGGCGGUCCAGCUCCAGUGAGGAGGGUGCAUCCAGCUCGUUCUGCGGUCUGGUGGGUGUGUCUGACGCCCACAGCCGGCGGUCCAGCUCCAGUGAGGAGGGUGCAUCCAGCUCGUUCUGCGGUCUGGUGGGUGUGUCUGACGCCCACAGCCGGCGGUCCAGCUCCAGUGAGGAGGGUGCAUCCAGCCCGUUCUGCGGUCUGGUGGGUGUGUCUGACAUACGGGGGAUGGAGUCUGGAUCUUUGCCUAGUGGAGCAUCUAACUCUGAAACUUUGAAGGCACUGCGCGGCAGAGUUACCCCGAAGGAUCAACGCUUCAUCUCGCCUUUUUUUAAAGAGCUGGUUGAAGAUAUCUCAGAUGAGAAGAAAGAGGUCACUUCACAGAUCAAUGAAGGCCUUAUAUUACACAAGCAACUCCGGCCCGAGAAGUUUAAGUACAGGGAGGGAAAAGAAUACCACAUUCUGUACCACAUCCAGAACGGAUCAUAUGGCGACGUGUUCAGUGUUCAGGACAAACAAACCAGGUUCCAGUGCGCUGCCAAGAAAAUCCCACUGGGUAAUUUCAAUUGUGAAGAGGUGAGCACGUGGAGUGCUCUGAACUCCCCUGGCGUAGUGAAACUCUUCGGGGCAGUGAGAGAAGGCCCAUACAUCACACUCUUUAUGGACCUGAAAACAGGUUGUCUGGCCCAGCUACUGAGGGAGAAAGGGCAUUUACCAGAGGAAACAGCCUUGUACUACUUCUUUCAGCUCCUGGGAGCACUGGAGCAUCUACAUCACAGAAAAGUCCUGCAUCUGGAUGUUAAGGUAGACAAUGUGCUGCUGUCCGCAGAUGGGAGGGACACAUUCCUCUGUGACUUUGGUCUAUCUGAGACCCUGGACUCAAAUGGACAGAGCACCAAAGCCUUUAGACAAUCAGGGUGGCCGGCUGGCACGGAGACACACAUGGCACCCGAGGUGGCGCGCGGGGACCCCCGCUGUGUUAAAGCAGACGUGUGGAGUAGCUGCUGCAUGCUACUGCACAUGCUCAACGGAUGCCAUCCCUGGAUACGCUACUACAACCGCCCCCUGUGUUUCAAGAUUGUCAAUGAGCCACCACCUCUGAGGGAGGUGCCCCCCGAAUGUAACCCCUACACUGCUGAGGUGUUCAGGGCCGGACUGCAGAAAGAACCUACACAUAGAGCCUCUGCCACAGAGUUAAGAAAAAUCACCAACAAAGCCCUGAGAGCAGUGGGAUGUCUGAGCCAGAGUUCUGGUGACUGUCAGAAACUGGAAAACAUCAAGGGUGGGAAUUAUGUGAGACCAAACAUUCCCUAUGGUCCUUCUCAGUCAAAGACCACACAGUCAGCACCCACAAUGCAAUGGGUAAGCCCCUGGAGAGUGUUGGCGGCUGAUGCAGACAGCAGCGACUCUGAAAAGAGUGGAACGAAACUGAGGAGUGUUUCUAAAUCUUUGAACGAUUCCUUUGUGAAUUAUGAAGAAUCUCGCCCAAAAUCCUUGGAGGUGAGUCAUGCAGUAGAAGAUUGGGAAUCGGAGAUAGAUUCAGAAGUGGACAUUUACUUGGGGGAGGAUGAAUAUCCGGAAGAGAGCAGUGUCUUUAAGACAGGUAACUGGGAAUUUGUAGGCAGUUGGGAAGAAGAGGAGUCGGAAUGGGACCACAAUCCUUUCACAGAACUUUCGCAAGCUCUCCACACCCACUUCCCAGUACUGUGGAAAAGCCAGCCGGAGAAUGACCAAUACUGGGGAUCAGAACCUGAAUUGGAACAUUUAAGAGAUGGUCCUACCAUGGGCAGGUUGGCCCAGACCCUGUCCCCUGAGCCAAGAGACCACCCUCCCUCUUGUAUGAGCAGCACUGGUUCAUCCCAUAAUGAUACAGGCAAGGACUCUGAUCCCUUGUCUGAUGAUCUCAGCUCUGGAGUCUUCUCCUACAGCAGCCAGACAGAAGGACAAAGCUUCAACUUGGAAUGGGUGGCCUCAUCCACCAACCGGCCACCAUCGUACUGCUUCGAAGGAAUCGAGAUUUGGAUUGAGAACAUCGACGGUGAAUGUUUGAGGAUCCGUGAACGGCGUCAGGUCAAAGUGGGUCACGUUGCCAUAGGGAUAAGUGAGCAGAUCACGGUGAAAGCCUUCAGUCUGGAGACUCUGGACAGGAAGCCAAUAUCCUUCUCACAGGAAAUCAAGGAGUCUGGGUUCUGGCUCCGCUGUGUCAUCGCCCCAGACUGCUGUCCACGAUGGAGUUGGAGGGUCAAAGACAGAAAGCUGGAGAUUCGGGAAUGAGCCUGUUUUCAUGAUGUAUGUAGUUGUUUUGUAAAUUGAAACUUAGCCAGGAGCAUUUUCACCAAAUGAUGUUCCCUGGAGUGUUUUUUGUUAAUUGAAAUGAGCCUAUACUUAGAAUAAUGUAUCUAUAGCUAUUCUCUAUAAUAGACGGAAUGUCUCUCUCAAAAGUUCUCUUUAUUUGUAAAAUGUAUGUGUGUAAAUGUCACUAUUGAGCAUAAUUAAUCAUGUUGGAAUAUCCUUUUGAAAACAUAUGUUAAAGAGUCUGGCUAAGGAAUAAGGGACUAGAAACAGAAGACACCCUGCCACAUUUGAAUCACCUUACUGUAGUCAGUGCACAGUCCGAGUUAAAUCAGAGAUUUGAAGUAAACCUUCGGACCAAUUUCAUUUCUGUCUUUGCCUUUGGUUGAAUAUACUACUACUUCCUGGAUUGA
Esox lucius (northern pike) is the source of this 3782-nucleotide messenger RNA. It is a transcript of the gene map3k14b, whose product is annotated as mitogen-activated protein kinase kinase kinase 14. Gene Ontology annotation, molecular function: ATP binding; protein kinase activity. The transcript is spliced from 13 exons. Lineage: Eukaryota; Metazoa; Chordata; Actinopteri; Esociformes; Esocidae. Bases 166 to 3351 code for a protein of 1061 amino acids. The record is from RefSeq and is a predicted model, not a curated record. Gene Ontology annotation, biological process: positive regulation of canonical NF-kappaB signal transduction; protein phosphorylation.